This is a messenger RNA of Myxozyma melibiosi, 1240 nucleotides long. Its product is annotated as FMN-dependent dehydrogenase. Bases 44 to 1186 code for a protein of 380 amino acids. Gene Ontology annotation, molecular function: oxidoreductase activity; FMN binding. The record is from RefSeq and is a predicted model, not a curated record. Lineage: Eukaryota; Fungi; Ascomycota; Lipomycetes; Lipomycetales; Lipomycetaceae. The transcript has a single exon.
CCUCCUCCUUCUCUUCUCUUCACUUGAUUCUAUUCUGCUCAGCAUGUCGGUCUUCAACAUCGACGAUAUAGAACAGGCUGUGCGCUCCAAGCUCGACAAAGCGACCUGGGACUUUUGGGCCGGCGGCGCGAACGAUCUUAUUACGAUUGCGGAGAACAAAGCCGCCUAUGAGGAAUAUCGCAUCAGACCACGAUACAUGAGAGACGUCACCAACGUCUCGACCGCUCCUAAAAAGCCUCUCUUUUCUGGAUUGGACUUUACUGUUCCUAUCGGCAUUGCACCGUCGUCUAUGCACAAGCUGGCGCAUCAUGAGGCCGAGGCUGCCACUGCUAGAGCCGCAAAGGCCCAUAACUGGCCGAUGGCGAUAUCGUCGUACUCUACUCUCUCGCUCGAAGACGCAAAGGAAGCAGCCGGAGACUCGCUCGUUUUCUUUCAGCUUUAUGUUUUUAAGAACCGAGAUACCUCGACCGACCUGGUUCGGCGCGCGGAGAAAGCGGGGUUCAAGGCGGUGCUAGUCACCAUUGACUCGCCGUUCCUGGGCCUGCGAUUUGCAGAGGCCAGAAACAAGUUCACCUUGCCGCCUGGUCUUGCGCCUGGGAACUUUGCCGAUGGAAGAUAUGCCGGGCCGAUUGACUUCGCCGUCGACAGCAAGAGCAAGAGCAAAGGACCGGGCAAGAACGACGCGCUCAAAGACGGCAAGCCUAAUAUAGUCGAUCCUGCGCUUGUGUUUGAGGACAUUAAAUGGCUCAAGAGUAUCACCAAAAUGCAGGUCUGGUUGAAGGGAGUGAUGACCGCUGAAGAUGCAGAAGCUGCUGUUGCCGCUGGUGCAGACGGUGUCUGGGUUUCCAACCAUGGCGGACGCCAGCUCGACCAGUGCUUACCGACCCUGCAUGCCUUACCUGAGGUAGUGGCAGCUGUCAAGGGUAAAAUUCCUGUCCAUGUCGAUGGCGGUGUUAGACGUGGGUCUGAUGUGUUUAAAGCGCUGGCGCUGGGUGCUGAUUUUGUUUGGAUCGGAAGGCCGGUGCUGUGGGGACUCAAGUAUGACGGACAAGCGGGUGUCGAGCUGGUCGAGCGGUUUUUGGAGGAUGAGCUCAAGCUGUGCAUGGCGCUGUCUGGAACCGCGUCGGUUAAGGAUAUAAACAAGUCUUAUUUGACUCAUAGAGGUCCAACCUGGGCCAGGCUAUAGUUAUAGACGACUUUUGAGGAUCUAAACAAUUACUUAUUGGAUAUAAUACACGAU